AUGCGAGGCUUCUCUUCAUAUCUCCCUCUAUGGGUUACCCUUCUUGCUACUCUUUGCCAAUGCUACGUCGCUCAUCCUCCAUUGUCGUCGCUCUCAGAUACAUCAUCCACUAGUAUCAUCAAAGCCAACACCAAAACACUCUGGCAAGCACCCACAACCCCAACAUGGAUUGAGAACCUCGCCAUCCGCUCUUCAACCAGAACCAUAAUCUUCAGCCUCAUCACGACGCCAGAGAUAUACCAGCUCGACGAAGAACAAAACGCGAGCCUGCUUUUCCAAUUCCCCAAUGUUACUUCUGCGCUGGGGAUUGUAGAGAUUGCGCGAGAUGUGUUUGCGGUUGUGGUUGGGAAUUUCAGUACGGCGACUGCAUCGGGGACUCUGGGGACGUAUUCAUUGUGGAAAGUGGAAUUAUUCGAUGACGACGACGAGACAAGUGAGGAUCGUGUUGUUGCUUCAAAGAUUACAGAUAUACCCGAAGCAUCUUUUCUCAACGGCAUAACACUACUUCAUCCCAUAAAAGAAGGAAAAGACAAGCUCGCCACAGUGCUCAUUUCCGAUUCCACGCUCGGAGCCGUAUUCAAAGUCAACACCAAUUGCGGCACAUACGAACAAGUCUUUGAUGGGGUUUCAGAAAUGCUGCCACCAAAAAAUGCAUCUAUCCCAAUCGGCAUCAAUGGACUAGCCGUGCACAAAGGUUCGCUGUACUGGACCAACACGGAACGCGAAGCAAUCUUUUCUAUACCCAUUGACCCGCUCACCGGAUUCGCACGACCAAAUGCCACUGUGCGGACUGUUGCGAGUAAGAUUGGGAUAGCUGUUGAUGAUUUCGCCUUUGAUGGCGACGAUAACUUGUGGACUGCUGGUGGGAAUACGGUGGCUAUGCUGCCGGCAGCGGGGGAUGCGUCCAAGACUGGUAUUAAGCCGGUGAUUGUUGUAGGCAGUGAGUCGUCUUUAACCGUCGCCGGGAGCACGUCGGUUAGGUUUGCUGAUGCGUCGUUGUUGUAUGUUACGACGGAUGGAGGUAUGGCAGCACCUGUUAAUGGGAGUGUCGUUGAGGCAGGGAAGAUUGUCGCUGUGGAUUUAGCUUCGUCGUUUUAG
This is a messenger RNA of Talaromyces rugulosus, 1098 nucleotides long. RefSeq lists its product as uncharacterized. Bases 1 to 1098 code for a protein of 365 amino acids. Lineage: Eukaryota; Fungi; Ascomycota; Eurotiomycetes; Eurotiales; Trichocomaceae. The record is from RefSeq and is a predicted model, not a curated record. The transcript has a single exon.